Messenger RNA from Periophthalmus magnuspinnatus, 2773 nucleotides. RefSeq names its product mediator complex subunit 16 (gene med16). Gene Ontology annotation, cellular component: mediator complex. The transcript has 16 exons. The coding region runs from base 152 to 2644 and encodes 830 amino acids. Gene Ontology annotation, molecular function: protein binding. NCBI's taxonomy places the organism in Eukaryota, Metazoa, Chordata, Actinopteri, Gobiiformes, Gobiidae. Gene Ontology annotation, biological process: positive regulation of DNA-templated transcription. The record is from RefSeq and is a predicted model, not a curated record.
GAGACAGCUAAGCCCUCGAAGGGGUCCUGGGAUAUGGUUUGGCUGAAUGAAAGAAGUGGAUUUGUUUUGUAACAUAAAAAAUACGCUUCUCCAGCGACGUUUUUAAUUUAAGGUUAGGCCUCCUCUGGGCCUGUUGUUUGGCGGUGCAGACAUGGAGUUGGCUUAUGUGUGUGAGUGGGAAAAACGUCCCAAAAGCACCCACUGUCCCUCCAUCCCUCUCGUGUGCGCCUGGUCCUGCAGGAACCUCGUGGCUUUCACCACAGACUUAAAGAAUGAUGAUGAAGAAAAGGAUGUCAGCCACAUGAUCCACAUCAUUGACACUGAGCAUCCCUGGGAUGUUUACUCUAUCAACUCAGGACACACAGAGGUCAUUUCAUGUUUGGAGUGGGACCAAUCAGGUUCGAGGCUGUUAUCUGCGGAUGGUGACGGCAAGAUUAAAUGCUGGUCUAUGUCUGACCAUCUCGUCAACAGCUGGGAGAGCUACCUGUCCAACUCCGUGGAUGGAGACCCCAUUGUAGCCCUUAGCUGGCUGCACAAUGGUGUCAAGCUGGCUCUGCAUGUGGAAAUGUCUAGCUCAAACAACUUUAGUGAGAAGUUUUCCAGAGUGAAGUUUUCCCCUUCUCUGACCCUAUUUGGUGGAAAACCCAUGGAGGGAUGGCUAGCUGUGACUGUCAGUGGUUUGGUCACAGUGUCACUGCUGAAGCCAGGGGGCAACCUGCUCACAGCCAGCGAGAGCCUCUGUCGGCUGAGAGGACGUGUGGCCCUGGCUGACAUUGCUUUUACUGGAGGUGGAAAUAUUGUGGUAGCAGCUACAGAUGGCAGCAGCUCUUCUCCUGUCCAGUUCUAUAAGGUGGUGGUUAGCGUUGUCAGUGAAAAAUGCCGCAUUGACACAGAACUCCUGCCUUCUCUAUUCCUUCGCUGCACAACUGAUCCGCUUAGAAGAGAUAAAUACCCAGCCGUCACCCACCUUAAGUUUUUGACCAGAGAAAACUCCGAACAGGUCCUGCUGUGUGCAUCCAAUCAGACUGGCAGCAUUGUAGAGUGUUGGUCUCUGAGGAAAGAGGGCCUUCCAGUCAACAACAUCUUCCAGCAUCGAUCUCCCGUUGUGGUUGAAAAACAGCCAACCAUCCUGAAAUGGCGCAUUCUGACAACAACUAAUGACCUGGAGAGAGUAUCGGCUAUUGCUCUGCCCAAACUACCUAUUUCCACCUCCAACACAGAUACAAAGUUUUGCCCAGGACUUGGUUUGGCUCUGGCCUUCCACGAUGGCAGUAUUCAGAUCCUCCACCGCACGUCUUUUCACACCAUGUGUGUUUUCUAUGGCUCCUCCUCGACCUCUGGCCCCGGACAGCGGCCUGGAGACGAGUCUGCGAUCAAACGCCAACGAACCGGUGGUCCUACCAUCCACUUUAAAGCCAUUCAGUUCUCCUGGACCUCGCUCGCAUUGGCAGGAAUUGACAACCAUGGCAAACUACACAUGCUGCGAGUUUCUCCUUCUAUGGGACAGGUCCUUGACAUGAACACAACAAUACGCCAUCUCCUGUUCCUCUUGGAGUACUGCAUGGUCACGGGGUACGACUGGUGGGAUGUUCUGCUCCAUGUUCAGCCCACGAUGGUUCACAAUUUGGUGGAGAAACUGCACGAGGAAUAUAUGAGGCAGAACCAGGCCUUACAACAGGUUCUGGCUACUCGUAUUGUAGCAGUGAAAGCGUCUCUGUGUAAACUGUCUACUGCCACAGCUGCUCGGGCCUGCGACUUCCACGCCAAACUAUUGCUCAUAGCGAUAAGUGCCACGCUAAAGUCCCUCCUCAGACCACAUGUCCUUAACUCACCAGACAAGAGCCCUGGAGACCGGCUCACUGAGAUCUGUGCCAAGAAUACAGACACAGAUAUUGACAAGGUGAUGAUUAACCUAAACACACAAGAUUUCGUUUUGGACGGCCCACAUUUACAGUCACUGCAGCAGCUCAUUCAGUGGGUGGGAGAUUUUGUUCUCUACUUGUUAGCCAACCUUCCAAACCAGGGGUCAAUGGUGCGUCCCGGCUUUGGCUUCAUGCGUGACGGAGCGUCUCUGGGGAUGCUCCGAGAGAUGUUGGUCAUGAUCCGGAUCUGGGGUUUACUGAAGACGAGCUGCCUGCCCACCUUCACAGCCACAUCGGACAACCAGGACAGUCUACAGCUUCUGUUCAGGCUGCUCACCAAACUGUGGCUUUGCUGUCGAGAAGAUGUGCCCCCACAGGACCCCGAUGAGAGCCUGAUUGAUGAGUGCUGCCUCCUGCCCAGUCAGCUGCUUGUGCCCUCAAUGGACUGGUUACCAGUGAAUGAUGGAGUGAUUGUGAAGCUGCAGGGAAAACAUCCACUCCGACUGCAGUUUGGGAAAUCCUCGUCUCUGCCAGGACAGGGCGCCACCACCCCACUGGAGGUUUUUACCAGGAGCCCCAGUUCACAGAAGAUGGAUAACCUUCGCUGCAUUCAUAUGGGAGUAUGCCCCACAGAGGAGAGCAAAGCCUGUACCAGAUGCGGGUGUGUGACAAUGCUUCGAUCUCCCAACAAAACAAACGCGAUGAAGCAGUGGGAACAGCGCUGGAUUAAGAACUGUCUUUGUGGAGGUCUUUGGAGGAAGAUUCCUCAGGCUUUCAACUGAACAAGAGACUGAGAGUCUUGAAUAAAGUGGACAAAUAUCACUUAUCAUCAAUACAACUAUUCCUUUGUUUGGUAAUGUUGCUUUUGUACUGUAAAUUCCUGUUUUUGUAUUAAACAUACACAACAAAGU